Pelodiscus sinensis (Chinese soft-shelled turtle) is the source of this 577-nucleotide messenger RNA. NCBI's taxonomy places the organism in Eukaryota, Metazoa, Chordata, Testudines, Trionychidae. The record is from RefSeq and is a predicted model, not a curated record.
GUCGCGCCUGCUUAGAUGCCUUUAGAAUUUGGUGGCCUCAUCUGUUGUUUUUGUCACCCCCUCCCCCCUCUGGUUCCUUCAAUCCAGGCGGAGGUCGAACAGAAGAAGAAACGAACCUUUAGAAAAUUCACCUACCGAGGGGUUGACCUGGAUCAGCUGCUCGAUAUGUCCUACGAGCAGCUGAUGCAGCUGUACAGCGCUCGCCAGCGCAGGCGUCUCAACCGGGGCCUGCGGCGCAAGCAGCAUUCCCUCCUGAAGCGCCUUCGCAAGGCCAAAAAGGAGGCCCCCCCCAUGGAAAAGCCGGAGGUGGUCAAAACUCACCUGCGCGACAUGAUCAUCCUCCCCGAGAUGGUGGGCAGCAUGGUCGGCGUGUACAACGGCAAGACCUUCAACCAGGUGGAAAUCAAGCCCGAGAUGAUUGGCCACUACCUGGGUGAGUUUUCCAUCACUUACAAGCCAGUGAAACACGGCAGGCCUGGUAUCGGAGCCACCCACUCGUCUAGGUUCAUUCCUCUGAAGUAGAUGACGCUUUGGGAAAACGUUUUCUAUCUGUAAAUAAAAAAAGGCUUCUGACCAA